Molecule: messenger RNA, 2148 nt
Organism: Mucor mucedo
Lineage: Eukaryota; Fungi; Mucoromycota; Mucoromycetes; Mucorales; Mucoraceae
Product: translation initiation factor eIF3 subunit-domain-containing protein
Exons: 7
Coding region: 1-2148 (715 amino acids)
Cellular component (GO): cytoplasm; eukaryotic translation initiation factor 3 complex
Molecular function (GO): translation initiation factor activity
Source: RefSeq, a predicted model, not a curated record
AUGAGGACCUCUUCCGAAACUUCUGUUCAAUACCCAACACAACAGAGAGACUCAGUCAUUAUUCCAACUGACGUCCCUCGAUUCAGUGUCAAUUCGAAUCUCAUGAACUACUCUAUACCCAAAAACGACCACACCCUCACAAAAAAAAACUCCUCUAGUUCACCACUGCGGGAAAACAAUAGCAAACGAGAAAUUCAAAGGGGAAAUUCAGACACACGCACAAGGCAACUGGAAGCACAGAUAGAACAAUUGACUUUACAAAACGUGAAAUUACAAAGAACAAAUCGAUUACUAAAAGUAGACACCGACAAUCUCAUCGAACAAAAGACAAGUCCCUUGCAAAAGACAAUACAAGAAUUAACCGUCUCCAAUGUGAGACUUCAAAGAGCUCUCAAACUAUUACAGCAAGAGUUGGAUGAAAAGACACUUAAACUAAACCAAUUUAAUCAUAACCAAAUACUUCAAAUGAAAUCCGUGGGCCCAGAAUAUGAAUUUCUGGUGCAGAAUAUAAAUCUACUUCAAAGACAGAUCGCCGGGCAUCCUACCUGUGAUGAUACUUGCUGUUUUACUAUGCAGCCAAUUGAUCAAUCCACCAUGGUCAUGACACUGCCUUCACCCGAUAACGAAGAGGAUGAAGAAGUGGAAGCUCAACAUAUCUGUAGACCUGUCAUCCAUUCCACCAUCUCUCAAGGAUCAUAUGCUAUCGAGCUUGAAAAUAAAAUCGGCCGCUUAGAGGACUUAAUAGACGAAUUAGAUGAAGAAAAGGAACAGAUUAAACGUCAGCAUGGAUAUAAAGAUAAUGACGUUGAAACCUUGAAGAAGGAAUUGAGAAUCAAGGAUGAAAUCGUGUCCCAAUUAGAACAGGAUUUUAUGGGGUUAGAAGAUCAAAUUGAACAUCUGCAAAAGGAACUUCAAGAUCAAACCAUGUUUCCACAUAGUAGUAGUCACAAUAGCAUCAAUCGAUUAUUAACACCACCACCACCCACCAUCCAAAGAGACCCAAAGAGACAAUCACAGAUGUUGAUGGAUUCCAAACGUAGAUCAUUAGCUAUAAAGGAUACCGAUUUACUGGAACAAAUGCUUCGAGGCGAUUUAGAGGGAUUUGAACACUAUCAUCCAUCCGAAGGAGAGGAAGAAGAAGAAUCCGAAGACGAUGUUAGUAAAUUAGGCGAUUCCACACGAUCAGCAAGCCCCACAACCAUCACCAUCGAAGAAAUCGUGAACGACGAAAAUCAUAAAAAAGGUACGACAACACCAUGUUGCUUAAAAUGCAAUGGACUACCUUGCACCUUCCCAUGCAGUCACUCAUUAAACCCUACCUACAGUAAAAAAGACGACCCAUUUGCGUUAUUUACGAGUGUUACCAUAGUAUUAGGCAUUGCUUCACAAUUUGGAAUCACAGACGAUUGGACCGUGCCUAUCACUUUAGCCACUUUAGAAGAAUACGAUACCGAGGUUGUUGUCAACACCAAGCCUAAAAUGUCCUGGGAUGAAGAGGAGAGUGACGAUAACAGUAACAAUGUCAAGGAAGAUUGGGAUGAUUCCGACGACGAUGAGGAAACUAAGCCUGAAGUAAAGAAGGAAGUCGAGACCGUUGCUACACCUGCCAAGAAGAACUUGACUUUGAAGCAAAAAAUUGCUGAAAAGGAAGCAAUUUUGAAGGAACAAAAGGCAAAGAAAAUUGCCUUGGCCCAGAAAUUUAUGGAAGGUGAAACCGAGGAAGAGAGAUUUGAAAAGGCUCAAAAGGAAGCCGGUGUUAAAAAGGCCGAAUUCUCUGAGCUCGAGGCUUCUGCACCUGCCAAGGUACCCGCAAAGCCUGUGGAAUCAAUUAAGCCUAGAACGCGUGCUGAUUUUAUUGAACUCCAAAAGUUGUUGAUUCCCAUGAUCCUCGAACAAAAGGGUAACCCUGCUUAUGCCACUUUCAUUGAUCAAUUAGCAAAGGAUGUCGCUGCACCCAUGAAGGAUAUGGAUGUCCGUAAGGCUGCAUCCAGUUUAACAGCUCUUGCAAACGAUAAGCAACGUCAACAAAAGGAAGCUCUUAAAAACAGCAAAAAGACCAAGGGCAAGGCUCAACCCGCCGCCGCUGCCAAGCCUGCUCAAACUAGAGAGUACUCAACUACUUAUGAUGAUUUCGAUGAUUUCAUGUAA